CGCGGAUAGACUGAGACUCUGGUUGAAGAAAGAGGCAAUCCCAGGAGAGGGGCAGAAAAGCGGCAAAACUUAAUGAGGGAGACACAGGGAGGGACAGCGACUCAGCAAGCAGCCAGGCCGACCCGCCAUCUGCGUGCUCGAAGGCGGUCGCGGUGGUCGCGGAAGGGGAGGCGUCCAGACCCCAGCUCCUCAUGGAUGCUCCCGAGCUGGGCCCGGGGCUGGUGGAGCGUCUGGAGCAGCUGGCGACGUGUCCGCUGUGCGGGGGCCCCUUCGAGGACCCGGUGCUUCUGGCGUGUGAGCACAGCUUCUGCCGCGCGUGUCUGGCCCGCUGCUGGGGGACCCCACCGGCGACCGGCACCGAGGCUUCAGCCACCGCCUGCCCUUGCUGCGGCCUGCCGUGCCCCCGCCGCUGCCUGAGAUCUAAUGUGCGGCUGGCGGUGGAGGUGCGGAUCAGUCGCGGGCUUCGGGAGAAGCUGGCCGAACCUGGGGUCCGCGCGGGGAGACGCCGCGGGGGCCGCAUCCCUACCAUGGGCUGCCUGGACCCGCACGCAGAGGAUAUAAGGAAGACAUGGAGACGAUUUGAUGUCCCAACACCCAAGUUAUCUAACUCAGAGGAUGAUCUCCCUGAAGAUUACCCAGUGGUCAAAAACAUGCUUCAUAGACUGACAGCUGACCUGACCCUGGACCCUGGCACCGCACACCGCCAGCUGCUCAUCUCUGAGGACUGCCGCAGCGUCCGAGUGGCCCCACCCGGGACACCCACACCUCCUGAUGGCCCCACACGCUUUGACCAGCUCCCCGCUGUGCUGGGCGCACAGGGCUUCGGUGCUGGCCGCCACUGCUGGGAGGUGGAGACCGCAGACGCCGCCUCCUGCACAGAUUCUUCCGGAGAGGAUGACGACGACGGGGAGAGCCGCUAUGCUGUGGGCGCGGCAGGGGAGUCAGUGCAACGCAAGGGUCGCGUGAAGCUGUGCCCCGCGGGGUCUGUGUGGGCCGUGGAGGGCCGUGGUGGCCGUCUCUGGGCCCUCACCACACCCGAGCCCACCCUGCUGGGCGGCGCCAGGCCGCCACCGCGGCGCAUUCGCGUGGACUUGGAUUGGGAGCGGGGCCGCGUGGCCUUCUACGACGGCCGCUCACUGGACCUCCUCUUCGCCUUCCAGGCACCCGGUCCCCUGGGGGAGCGCAUAUUCCCUCUAUUCUGCACCCGUGAUCCCCGCGCCCCGCUGCGCAUUGUGCCAGCCGAAGGCUGAGUUUCAGUCCUGACCCCCCAUCCUAGUUUGGCCUGUGCACCUCUUAGGCGCAGUAAGUCAUUGCAGGGGUCGUGCCUGCAAACCCACUGCGGUAGUAUUAAUAAGCACCCCACGCCAAACCACAUAUCUCUUCUCCGUCUUAUUUGCAAAAUUAGUAAGACCUCUACUAGGUCCCGGUUUCCACACCGAUGCCCCAAACCAAACCCUUUCCUCGCUCCCUCCCACACCCAAAUCUUUUCUGCUCCCAGAAUCUUUUACUGUUACCCCAGUACUUCCUACCUAAUUUCUUCCCUCCUAUUCUAUUCCGGGCCGGAAUUGGGGGACAGACUGUACCCCACCAGUACUGGUAAAGUGUUCACUACACAGAGGCCCCGCUAGUCAAAUAUUUCUGUACCACUCUUGCCUGUGCUAGCUCCCAGGACUCAGGGCCUUCUCCUCCGCUCUAAAGCUUGGGCUUCCCUGCCCCAUCCACUCUGAGGUUUCUCCUCAAGAGAAACAAGAGGCUUGAUUCUGGCCUGUUUUUUAUGGCCCUCUAGAAAGAUUAAUAACCCUUUUAGUUGGGGACAGGGAGGGUCAAGCCAGUUUUACUUCACCCUUCUUUGACUACUUUUUAUCCUCACAGCCUUUUC
This is a messenger RNA of Nycticebus coucang (slow loris), 1879 nucleotides long. It is a transcript of the gene RNF39, whose product is annotated as ring finger protein 39. Gene Ontology annotation, molecular function: protein binding. The record is from RefSeq and is a predicted model, not a curated record. Lineage: Eukaryota; Metazoa; Chordata; Mammalia; Primates; Lorisidae. The transcript is spliced from 4 exons. The coding region runs from base 192 to 1250 and encodes 352 amino acids.